AUGGGUGGAAAGGACCGAAGUCAAGGCCAUGCCGUCACACAAUCCCGUAUACAAUACUCAAGCAAGCGGCUGUCCCCACGGACGAUAGACUCCUUUUGUCGCGUCGUAGAAGUGAUCACCGGUCGGUCGGUGUGCGAGCUGGCCAGCACACAGAUGGAAGGUCGCCGCCGUGUGGAUAGUUUCUUGGUAACGCCCGCUCGCUCCCAAGAGCCAUUGGCUAGGCCGGCUGGAGCUAUGAUUGAGCGUCGCGCUUCGAUAGCUCCAGAUGUGCCGACGGUCUUUGAGGAAUCGAUCGAAGAUCAUGGAAGGACGAUAGACGCGCGACCAUCCACGGAGCAGCAAAAUGGCAGCAGUGUGCCAACAACGCCAAAGACCCCCUACCGUACCCCAUACGCUAUCGAUCGAUAUUAUGAGAAUAAUCAAUACUCGGUGACCGGGAUUUUCCAAAAAAACAACCAGGACACGAUGACGCGCAUCCCGGCCAAUUAUCAGAAAUUUUUAAGGGAAUCAAGGGAAGGCGCUGAUCUAAAAUCGACAAAAAGCACCCGCUCAAAACCGGCACUACCGAUUCCGGGAGCCAAUGAAAAUCGGUUCACAUCGUCAUUUUACUGGCUGGCCGCCCAGCAUCGUGUUAUUGGACUGCGACAUUUGCUCAUGUUCGGACUUGUCGUCACCUACUCCCUACUUGGAGGAUGGAUGUUUUCGAUGACCGAAUCCUCUGCCGAACGCCGAAAUGUUGCGGAUGCCGUCGUCGCCUUAGAAAGCGCUUUGGAAGCUAUGGCGGUAGAGAUGGCCAAUGGCGCCUCCACCAAUGACUCGACUUUCACUGAGGUCGGCGGCGCGAGACAAUUUUUGAAAGAUGCAUAUCAGCAUUUGCUAAAAGCUGAAGGUCGCUGGGAUCAAUCGGCUUUCCAAAAAAGCCAAAGUGACGACGGGAUGCUGUGGAAUUUUUGGUCGGCCGUCUUCUAUUCCACGAAUCUGUUCAUGACUGUCGGAUACGGAACGAUUGCCCCAGUGACGGAUUUGGGACGGGUGCUCACCGUCGUCUAUUCAAUUAUAUUCAUUCCCCUGUCGAAUGUCGUCAUCAGGGAUCUGGGUCAAUGGUUUUUAGUUGGAUUGACCAGGGUUUAUGCUCGAUUUUUGAUACGCUGGAAACGGGCACGCGGGGAAGAGUUGGAUGACGACGAGGACAUUGUGUUGCCCAUCUCAAUCACCGCACUAAUAGUAUUAUUAUAUUGGCUCCUAUGUUCUUUCCUUACUUGGGUCUAUGAUGCAAUGGCCGGCAGCAGCGGCUCUGGGAUGACGUUCUGGGGCUCUGUCUACUUUUCUUUCAUUACCCUAACAGCAAUUGGGCUCGGUGAUUAUAUGCCAAACAAUGUCCCGCGAUCACCGUUGAUGAAGAUUUGGUAUUUCCUCGGGUUGCCGGUGUUUAAGGUCGUCAACCGUGUCUCAUAUGUGGCGCUGGAAAACGGGAUUUUCGGCACUUUCACGGUGCUCGAGAAUCGCCUUGAAGAAACAUACCUGAACAGAAAAGCCGCCGAACAGGUGCAUCGUCAAGAUACGGAGGUGCCGGCACAGCCGAUUGGUGGUCAAGACGGUCUACGACGUCGCCGAAUGUCCAUGGCGAGCUGCAAAACGAUGAAUCCGGAAGAGCAAGAACAGAUCAAUGAAGCACUCAACAAUUUCACCGUCCGUUCAAUAGCCACAUUUAUGAAGGCGCGUUCUGACGUGUACGCGGGCGACUUUGGACGCGUGCGCAUGACGAAAUCCCAAAUGAAUGAGCAGGGACUA
Messenger RNA from Mesorhabditis spiculigera, 1791 nucleotides. Lineage: Eukaryota; Metazoa; Nematoda; Chromadorea; Rhabditida; Rhabditidae. The record is from the annotation of a GenBank genome assembly.